Molecule: messenger RNA, 2040 nt
Organism: Miscanthus lutarioriparius
Lineage: Eukaryota; Viridiplantae; Streptophyta; Magnoliopsida; Poales; Poaceae
Source: the annotation of a GenBank genome assembly
AUGCCUGGGUUUGGUUAUGGUUCAUUUAAUGCACUAAGGUCUUUCUUGUCAGGGUUCCACAAAAGCUCUGGAAGACUGAAGUCACUUGGACAGUCACUUACUUCUGGUGCUCCUAAGACAGCUUUUGCGGAAGAUCUUAAAUCAUAUAAGAGAACUAUAUUUGAUCCCCAGGACAAAAUUCUUUUUCGAAUGAACUGGGUUUUCUUCUCGUCUUGUCUUUUUUCUGUUGCAGUGGACCCACUAUUCUUCUUUCUACCCAUCAUCAACGAUUCAAACUGCAUUGGUAUAGAUAAAAAGUUGGCAGUGACAUCAACAAUAGUACGGACGGUUAUUGAUUUUGUCUACCUUAUACGUGUGUGUCUUCAAUUCCGCACUGCUUAUGUUGCCCCGUCUUCACGAGUGUUUGGGACUGGUGAGCUUGUGAUUGAUCCAAUGCUAAUUGCAAAGCAAUACAUUAAAAGUUACUUUGCAAUGGACUUUGUUGCAUUGCUACCACUUCCACAGAUUGUUGUUUGGAGAUAUCUCAACAUUCCAGAUGGCCCAGAUGUACUGACUACAAAAACUGCACUGGUUUGGGUUGUUUUGAUUCAGUACAUUCCAAGGUUGUUUCGAAUAUUCCCUGUGACCACAGAUUUGAAAAGGACAGCUGGUGUUUUUAUUGAAACUGCUUGGGCUGGUGCUGCUUAUUAUCUUCUAUGGUUUAUGCUGGCUGGGCAUAAUGUCGGUACUUUAUGGUAUUUUUUAACCAUAGAACGUGAAGAUGAUUGCUGGCAUCUGUACUGUGAUCCCAACGUUGGAUGUAAUAGCAGCUACUUGUAUUGCAAUAAUCAUCAUCAUGGCAGCUAUGAUAGUUGGCUUAAGACUAAUGGUGCCCAAGUAUUCAACAUGUGCAAUGGUAGUCAAGAUAAUUUCAACUUUGGCAUUUAUCAGCAAGCACUGGUCUCCGGAAUACUUUGUCCAGGAAAUUUCAUCUCAAAAUUAUGUUAUUGCUUCUGGUGGGGAUUGCAAAAUCUAAGUACACUUGGUCAAGGGCUUUUGACAAGCACAUACACUGGAGAAGUGAUAUUCUCUAUAGCAAUAUGUGUCCUUGGACUAAUUCUUUUUGCUCUCCUCAUUGGUAACAUGCAGAGGUACCUACAAUCUGUUGCUAUACGCCUUGAAGAGAUGAGAGUUAAGAAACGUGAUGCUGAACAGUGGAUGCAUCACCGUUCACUGCCACCGGAAAUCAGACAUCGGGUGAGGAAGUAUGAACGUUAUCGGUGGUUGGAAACCAGGGGAGUAGAUGAAGAAAGUUUGGUUCAAACUCUUCCGAAAGAUCUUAGGAGAGAUAUCAAGCGUCAUCUUUGUUUGGGCUUAGUGAAAAGGGUGCCUUUGUUUGAAAAUAUGGAUGAACGAUUAUUGGAUGCAAUAUGUGAGCGGUUAAGGCCUGCACUCUACACAGAAAAUGAAUUCAUUUUGAGAGAAGGUGAUCCAGUGGAUGAGAUGCAUUUUAUUCUUCAUGGUUGUUUGGAGAGUGUAACCACUGAUGGUGGACGAAGUGGAUUCUUUAACAAGGUCCAGCUAAAGGAAGGAUCAUUCUGCGGUGAUGAGUUGCUCACUUGGGCAUUGGAUCCCAAGUCAGCUGCUAAUUUUCCAGUUUCGAGCAGGACUGUCAAGGCACUCACUGAGGUUGAGGCGUUUGCCCUAUGUGCAGAAGAGCUGAAAUUCGUGGCCAGUCAGUUCAGGAGGCUGCACAGCAGGCAAGUACAGCACACAUUCCGAUUCUAUUCCCAGCAAUGGAGGACCUGGGCAGCCUGCUUCAUCCAAGCGGCAUGGCGUCGCUAUUACAAGCGGAAGAUGGCAGAGCAGCGGCGCAAAGAAGAAGAGGCAGCAAGCCGGCCAAGUAGUAGCCACCCUAGCCUUGGGGCGACUAUCUACGCAUCUCGUUUCGCGGCCAACGCCAUGCGAGGGGUUCACAGGCUAAGAAGCAAGGCUGUCCCUACCAUUGUCAGGCUACCGAAACCCCCAGAACCAGAUUUUAGUGUCGACGAUGCUGACUAA